Molecule: messenger RNA, 606 nt
Organism: Microstroma glucosiphilum
Lineage: Eukaryota; Fungi; Basidiomycota; Exobasidiomycetes; Microstromatales; Microstromataceae
Exons: 1
Coding region: 1-606 (201 amino acids)
Source: RefSeq, a predicted model, not a curated record
AUGCCACCCAAGGGCAGCAAGCGCAAAGCAGCAGACCGAGCUCCAGAUGCUGCCCCAGCUGGCGAAGCCGCGAGCAGGCGUAGCACCAGGCAUGCUGCCAAAGCGGUGAAGCAGGAGGAAAGCGACGACGCGUCCGCACGGGGCAACAAGAAGGCGCAGCAGCAGGUCGCUCGCGGCAAUGAGGGAGCCGGCAAGGAAAAGGUUGAAGCUGCAUCGACUCUCAAGAGCGAGAACGUUGAUGACGACAAAACAUCUUCGACACGAACAGGAGGAUACCCAACCACGCCCGACGGUCACUACUUCCUCGUUCGCUGCCGCCUUUGGCGCUGCGCCGACCCCUCCCUUCCUGCUGAGAAGCGCUCCGAGCUGCAAAAGGUGCUGAUGACCGCCCGUAGGAAUCUCACCGGUCGUAUUACAGACGCAAAAGUCAGAGAGGAGGCGAGGCAGGAAGUGCAACGAACAAAGGUCGCAUUGGGUGAGAGAGGCGACGUCUGGUGGGAUGAGGGAGAGGUCGCAGACAGGAAGAUGGUGUGGAAUACAGGGUAUAAGGAUUGGUGGGAGGGUCUGAGCGAAGGGGACAGGAAGGGACAAAGGAAGAGCAAGUAG